Molecule: messenger RNA, 3210 nt
Organism: Brassica rapa (field mustard)
Lineage: Eukaryota; Viridiplantae; Streptophyta; Magnoliopsida; Brassicales; Brassicaceae
Biological process (GO): proteolysis
Molecular function (GO): cysteine-type peptidase activity
Source: RefSeq, a predicted model, not a curated record
AUGGACGAAUUAGGACUUCCUCUGAGAAUGUUUGAGGCGGGUUCGGAACCAUCAGGGCGGAAACGGGUUAAUAACUACUUCAACCUACGGUGGAUUGACCUCAUAAAGAAUGCACUAGAGGAAGACGACUUGGAAAUGUUGAAUCAGUCGCAGUUCCGGAGAGUUUUGCAGAUGGGGUCGUAUACUUUCUCAGUAAUGUUCCUCCAUUACUGCCUCUCACGCCAGUUGGUCACUGCAAAAGAGUUUGAACUUUGGUGGAUCUUCGUUGGUAAGCCGAUACGCUAUGCCAUACAAGACUUUGCUAUGGUCACCGGACUGAACUGUGGCGACGGGGUUGGACUAGCUGGAGAACCCCCCGAGAAAGGUAUCGGGCGAGGAAAGGCAUCCGGUAAAGGGAAAUCAUCUAUGUCAAUAUGGGAUGAUUUAUUUCGUGGGGAGGAGAAGCCCACACCUGGAUGGAUCAUGGAGCGGCUUGUGAGGGGUAAAAAAUACAAGGAUCGGUUAACGCGUUUGCGGCUUUCGUUGUUGGUUUUGGUGGAAGGAAUUCUGUGUCCAACAUGUGGGACAACAAAUAUCAGACCCGAAAUAGUGAGCAUGCUUGGUGAUCUUGACGCUUUCCUGAAGUAUCCAUGGGGCAGGGAGUUAUUUUUACUGACGGUUAGAAGUACAAAAGCAAGAUCUGCAGUAAAUUAUGUGAAGGAUACAAUGGCCCUUCAAGGAUUUACUCAUGCGAUGGUAUUGGUUACUGUCACUGCAUGUCCUUCUAUCAUUAUUAAGACUGGUGGUGCGGAUCCUCUAGCAGAUUCCAACUUGUCCAGCGAAGAGAUUAUCAGGAGAGUUGUUGAAAGAAAGGUGGUAGUCAACAUUGUCUCGGCCAAGUCGGUUGAUCAACUGGGACAUGCAUAUGUACGGUCUUUGAUUAGCACAGAUGAAGUGGGUGAGGAUCUUUAUCGUGGGUUGGGAGAUAAGGAAGAUACGAGUGUUGAUACCAUGGUUGCUUUGAUUGAGGAUGAUUACCCAUUUGAGCAUAACACUUGGUCAGGUGGUGUGAAAGCGGAUGAUGUUAAACUGAAGAAGGGUCAUGCACAAACGUCGGAGUCAAGUGAUGAAAAUGUUCCUGACCCGGUUGAAAAGGAUAAUGCUCAUCGUGGUGGCGUAGAGAGUGGUGGUUACCCUGGAGAUCCGAGAGGGCAAUCAUCAGCUAACCCCUCGGGUGCCCCGCAUGGUGGUGAGAGUUUCCAUGUUGAUGUCGAAACACUACUUAGGCGUGCAGCUGAGGUUUACGAGGAUAAGGUAAUUGCAAUGUUUGAGGGCUAUAUUCUGAGUUUGAAGGGACAUUUUAAUUCUGAAGUGGGAGGCCUUCGAACCGACUUACAAGCAGCUACCACCGCGAUUGCCCAUUUGGAAACUACGGUCACAGGGAAGUUUGAUAAGAUCAAUCAGUUACUUAAGUCUGGGCCUAGAGGUGCGGAUAUGGGAGCAACGUAUGGGUUUAGUCCUGCGAGACAUUCGUCACCAUUCCGAGGUCAGAAUGAUGAUUUCAACUAUACAGAGGUUAAUCCCGAUCGACACACUACACAUAGUGGUGUUCCACAGUCAACACCGCGAGAUGGAGAGGAUGUUGCGGCAACAGAGACCGCCUCGGGUGGUUUAGGACAGAAUCUGGAUGAAGGGGAAAUGGGUGAAGGACUAUCUCCGGAGAAACAGACCGAGUCAACUCAUGGAGCCGAAUUAAGAGCUCAGACAGGGGUCCAUCAUGGGGGAGAUGCUGGCAUUGGAAACGUGGAGGUGGGCGAGCAGGGGGGAGAUGCUGACAUUGGACAUGACCCCAUAAACGUGGAGAAUCCCUCGCCUUCAGUAAACGUCGCAGCGCCUGACAAUUCUGAUGCCGCCAAUCCUCCUUCUCGAGUUGAUGUGGACGAAGUGAAUGUAUCAUCGGAACGCCGCGUUGAUGACCCAGUGUCUGGCGUCGUUAAUAAAAUUAUAUCAGAAGCGGGCAUUGAUAAAAACCCGGUCCGACCCUCCGGUGGUUCUGGAACUGAUGUACCUCAGACAUCAUCAGAUGUCAAUCCGGAGAAAGUGGGUCUUGAUGGUGUGCAUGACGCUCGUGGUGACGCUACUGUUGCGAAUAAGGGUGAGGAUGCGGAUGAAGAUGAUGUUACAAUUACUAAAUUUCAGGCUGGAGAUAAGAACACUGAUGCAGCCGGUGGUCAAGCUGAUGGUGGCAGACGUUGUAGUAGACGUACGCAUAUAAGUACGAAACGCUACACUCCUCCUGCACCUCCCGUCCGUAAGAAAGAUGGAAACAAGAAAGUGGCGCGUCAAACUGAUGACAAUCCUGCACCUCCUAAACGGGGUAAAAAGGUGGCGGCUGAGCCAAGUAACCCAAAGCCUCGUCGUCAAGAAAAACACACCUUCAUAGGUGGCUUCUCCCCAUUUACUCCGCCAACCCCAGCUGCAAGAGAGGCCUUCAUGAAGACAAUGGCGGAGGCAAAAUCAAAUGCGCCAUCCCUCGGGUCAAUCAGUUCCAUUGCUUCUUUGGAUGAUCUGUUCAAUUGCACCGGUGUUUGUUCGUAUGAGGCUGUGGAUCGUGUUGUAGGUUGGAUAAGAAAGAGGCGUGACAGCAAUCCAUCUUCAAAAUUUGACUUCAUCCCUCCAACUUUCUUUAUCGAUUUGAUCCGAAGUUAUCCUGCUUUUGAAGCCAUGCAAGAUAAGUCCGCCUUCACUUUCCCGGUGUCUCUGCGCAGUCAGUUCAUGCACCGGCCACAGUGGUUUACGCAAGUAGACUUUCUCUACAGUCUGAUUCUGGUUAAAGACAGGCACUGGGUUGGUAUGAUCGUAGAUUUGCCUAUGUGGGCCAUCUAUGUGGUGGACGCGAACCAGACAUGUCCUCCUAUUUCAGUGUUGAAAGAUGUUGUCAACCCGAUAUCGAUUAUGAUGCCGUACAUGGUAUCGAGGUUCUGUCUAACUUCUCGAGCUCGUGAGUUGAAUUACCUUCCGUUCCCCAUAUCUCGCUUAGACAUACCAGUUCUACUUGAACAUCCAGGGUACGCCGCGGUUGUGGCACUGAUCAUGUUAGAAAUUGCUGUCGUGGGGAAGCCUUUGCUUGAUCUGGCUCUCACUGAUGAGGAGGUCCGUGUUGCAGCGGAGAACUAUGCGAUCUCUACCCUGUGUAUGUUUAAGGUGGUCCCCCCUAAUCCUGCAGUUUAG